UAAUAAUUUGAGUUAAAUAUGUUGGCACUGCUGAACAUUGAGGAACUGCGCAUGCAGCAGCAGAUCACCAAUGAUUUUUAUCGCCAGCAAAUGAUGCAGCGUCUUCCAGAUCCACUAUGCGGCUUAUUGCCCCAUUUUGCGUCACAUUUUGUGGCACACACACCACCACCACCGCCGCCGCCGCAGCCAUCGUUGCCGGGCGUGGAGGCCAAGCUGGAAAACAAUGAACUGUGGCAACAAUUCCAUCACAUUGGCACCGAAAUGAUCAUCACAAAGAGUGGCAGACGCAUGUUUCCCUCGAUGCGUGUCUCGUUCACCGGAUUGGAGGAGGAGGCCAACUAUUGUGUCCUGCUCGAAAUGGUGCCCAUUGGCGAUUGUCGCUACAAGUUCUCCGGCUCACAAUGGGUGCCAGCUGGUGGUGCCGAGCCACAGAGUCCCCAACGCAUGUAUCUGCAUCCGGAUAGCCCGGCAACGGGCAAACAUUGGCAAUCCCAGGCGCUGCUCUUCAGCAAGGUGAAGCUUACGAAUAACACAAUGGACAACAAUGGACAUAUUGUCUUGGCCAGCAUGCAUAAAUAUCAGCCACGUUUGCAUAUCAUCCGCACCGCUGAUCUUACCCAGAUAGCCUGGGCCCCACAGCAGGCAUAUGUGUUUCCCGAAACUGAGUUUAUCGCUGUGACCGCCUACCAGAAUGAUCGCAUUACCAAGCUGAAGAUCGAUCACAAUCCCUUUGCGAAGGGCUUUCGUGAGUCGGGCCAAUCACGCAGCAAGCGCAAAUUGGACGAUUCCCCACCAUCUGCAGCAGCAGGAGCGGAAGUCAGAGUGGAAGUGGGAGCGGAAGCUAACGAUGUGGAGAUCGCCAUUUCGCCGUCGGUUAAACGACUGCGUCACACAGAAGAGCCUGCGUUGCGGCAACAGGCACAUUCUGGAAUGCUAGUGGCACGGCAUUAUCUGCUGGAUACACUAGAGGCCAAUUUCUAUUUGCCAGCACCACCGCCACCGCGCUCAUUAUCGACCAGACACAUUGCCUGCUAUCCAAGUUGGCCCUGUUCGCCGCCAUCGCCCGAUUCGUCGUGCGCCUCCUCCUCCUCCUGCUCGGCCUCCUCCUCAAGUAGCUGUGAGUCUUCCGCCGAGCCAGAUACCGAUGCCGAUGCCUUUGUGGAUGUGGUGGGCACAGCGACUGGCACAGCUGAGUUCGAGUUGGAAUCCGAGUCGAUAACCCACAACAAUGCUGCUGCCGCAGUUGCUGAUUCAAUGGUUGAUGCUGCCACUAUUGAUGUUGCGUCAAAGCCUAAACGGAGCAGUUUCAGUAUCUUAGACAUAUUAGGAGCGACCGUCUCAGUUUAGUUGCCUCUGUUGCUGCCGCAGUUGCUGUUGCUGAUG
Messenger RNA from Drosophila grimshawi, 1383 nucleotides. RefSeq names its product T-box transcription factor TBX6. Gene Ontology annotation, biological process: positive regulation of DNA-templated transcription; cell fate specification; regulation of transcription by RNA polymerase II. NCBI's taxonomy places the organism in Eukaryota, Metazoa, Arthropoda, Insecta, Diptera, Drosophilidae. The record is from RefSeq and is a predicted model, not a curated record. The transcript is spliced from 5 exons. Gene Ontology annotation, cellular component: nucleus. The coding region runs from base 19 to 1347 and encodes 442 amino acids. Gene Ontology annotation, molecular function: RNA polymerase II cis-regulatory region sequence-specific DNA binding; DNA-binding transcription factor activity, RNA polymerase II-specific.